This is a messenger RNA of Patiria miniata (bat star), 1973 nucleotides long. It is a transcript of the gene khk, whose product is annotated as ketohexokinase-like. The transcript has 8 exons. Gene Ontology annotation, molecular function: ketohexokinase activity. Bases 126 to 1085 code for a protein of 319 amino acids. NCBI's taxonomy places the organism in Eukaryota, Metazoa, Echinodermata, Asteroidea, Valvatida, Asterinidae. The record is from RefSeq and is a predicted model, not a curated record. Gene Ontology annotation, biological process: fructose metabolic process.
GCCCUCAGUCACGUGAGUUGACAGCUAUCGUCGUUGUUUACCUAGGCCAUGCUCACGCUCACGACAGGACCUUGGUGAGCGAUUCAGCGAAAUUCUGGUGUGAUGAAAACAAAAGAAGACAGGAUAUGGCCUGUGAAUGUGACAUGAGUAACUCAUCCCGUCAUACAGGCGAAAGGAGGACUCUUAUUGUGGGCCUUGUAUGCCUUGACAUCAUAAAUGUGCUGGAUAAUUACCCACUAGAAGACACAGACACUAGAGUUCAGGAUCAGUUGUGGGAGAGGGGAGGCAAUGCUGCCAACACUUCUGUUGUUCUGGCACAACUUGGAGUAAAGACUGAAUUUAUUGGUACACUGGCAGACAGUACUUUAUCACGGUUAAUGGUGGAAGACUUUCACAAAUAUGGAGUUCUCAUUGAUCACUGCAUAUACCACAACAACUGCAAGCCACCCAUGUCAUGUAUUAUUGUCAACUCAUCCUCAGGAACUAGAACAAUUCUGCACAGCAACAGAUCCCUCCCAGAAGUGAUGUAUGAGGACUUUGAAUUAUUGAACCUCAACAACUACACGUGGAUCCACUUUGAGGGUCGAAAUGUUGAAGAAGUGCUGAAAAUGAGUGAAAGGGUUGUCAUGCACAAUGGACAGUUCAUAGAAUCUCAUGACCGAAUUCAAAUAUCUUUGGAACUGGAGAAACCUGGAUUGAAACCUUCCUUUUGUAAACUACUUCCAAAGGCAGAUGUCGUUUUUUUAAGUAAAGACGUAGCUAAAGAAUCUGGUUUUCAAAAUGGAGAAGAGUGUGUGCUGAAGUUUAGUAAAGAUGUCAAGCCGGGUGCUGUAGUAGUUUGUGCCUGGGGUGAGCUAGGAGCUUGGGCUGUAGGACCAAAUGGUGAAGUUGUACACUCCCCAGCCUUUCCACCUGCCAAGAUAGAAGAUACUGUGGGUGCUGGAGACACUUUCAACGCUGGAGUCAUUUAUGCCCUUUCCAGGGGUAGCAGCAUACUAGAAGCUAUCAUGCAGGGUUGUAAAAUAGCUGGAGAUAAAAUUGGACAUCAGGGAUUUAAGAUUGAUGCUGGCACUGUGACAACAUAGUCGUAUGUGCAUGGUGUGGCACGUGGUGUUUUUUUUUCCCUUCAGCUCAGGACACAUGGCACCAUGCAUUCUCCAUGGUGAAAACAAAACACGUCCCACAUUACAGUUUUUGGGGGGUUAUUUUUUGUAUAUAUAUCAUGUCAUUAAGGCCAAGUUCUUCUUUUUUUAAAGAUAUGACUUACAUGUACUCUGCACCGUACACAUCAAAGCUGAGAGAUUUGCUGUACCACAAGCUAUGCUACACAUUAUCCAAGUGAAGUAAUUGAUAUGACAUUAUAGUUUUGCAAUCUUGAUAUGAAACUGUCCUGUACCAUAUUCAAGACACAGUAUGAAAAAUGGUUGAAACAUUAGAAAUGAGGAAGUGCCUGCGUGUAAUUGUCAGUGUUACCAAGUUGUGACCUACAUGAAUGUACAUCUAUACGUGGGAAUGUUUACCUUCAGGUUCAGUAUGUGUAUGAAUGCUAAUUUGGGAAAAGCUGCUUGCGGCUGAAACAUGCUUGAAGAAUACUGUAUCAAAAAGGAAAAUUCCAAAUGAAAGAAAUACUUGGAAACAACUACACUAAUAUAUAUAUAUAUAUUACAUUCACUACAUUUAUAAUAAUGAAAUGUUUUAUGUUGUGCUGCCCUUUUGUUACUUUCAGUGCCUUAUUAUUUGUGAAUUUGUCAAAGUAUAAAUCGUUUAUUUUGAAUUAUGAAUUCAGCUGUAAUUUUGCCAAUUUUCUGUUCUAUAAUUUAUGUAUUUUAUUCCAGUGUAUAAUAUUUGUAUACACAAUGCAUGUUGUUCUUUUCUUUACAAUGACCUCUUAAACUGUCCCACACAAUUUAUCAACUCAUUCAGCCUUCCCCUGCUUAUUAAAAUGGCACAUUGAAACUGCUAAACAUAUCUAA